Olea europaea var. sylvestris is the source of this 1169-nucleotide messenger RNA. Its product is annotated as inositol monophosphatase 3-like. The coding region runs from base 128 to 940 and encodes 270 amino acids. The transcript is spliced from 12 exons. Gene Ontology annotation, biological process: phosphatidylinositol phosphate biosynthetic process; inositol metabolic process; signal transduction. The record is from RefSeq and is a predicted model, not a curated record. Lineage: Eukaryota; Viridiplantae; Streptophyta; Magnoliopsida; Lamiales; Oleaceae. Gene Ontology annotation, molecular function: inositol monophosphate 1-phosphatase activity.
CUUAUAAAUAAAUAAAUCACUGGCCUCUGUUUUUUGUUAUUUCAUAUUGUUUACGAAACGAAAAGCUUCAACGGUCUACCAAGUGCAAAUACCCCAUCUCUUCAUUUGUCUUCUCAUCUCUUCAGUAAUGACGCAAAAAGGUUCGAUGGAGGAAUUCUUGGCUAUGGCAGUGGAUGCAGCUAAGAAUGCUGGGCAGAUUAUUCGUUCUGGAUUCUACAAGGCCAAGAAUGUGGAGCACAAAGGACUGGUGGAUUUAGUCACAGGGACUGAUAAGACAUGUGAAGACCUCAUAUUCAGUCUUCUCAAAUUGCACUACCCCGAUCAUAAGUUCAUCGGAGAAGAAACCACUGCUGCUUGUGGGGCUACAGAAUUGACAGACGAACCCACUUGGAUAGUUGAUCCCUUGGAUGGAACAACUAACUUUGUGCACGGGUUUCCAUUUGUUUGCGUCUCUAUUGGUCUAACAAUUAGACGAAUUCCAACUAUUGGUGUCGUCUACAAUCCAAUUAUGGAUGAGCUUUUUACUGCAAUCCAUGGAGAAGGUGCUUUUCUGAAUGGCAAACCUAUCAAAGUGUCUUCUCAAUCAGAGCUGUUGAAGUCACUUCUCGCCACAGAGGCAGGAACAAAGCGUGACAAGUCUACUUUGGAUGCAGCUACCAAUAGAAUCCAUAGUUUACUCUUCAAGGUUAGGUCCCUCCGGAUGACUGGUUCUUGUGCAUUGAACCUCUGUGGGGUUGCUUGCGGAAGGCUCGAUUUAUUCUACGAGCUUGGUUUUGGAGGCCCUUGGGAUAUAGCUGCUGGUGCUGUGAUCGUAAAUGAAGCUGGAGGAGUCGUGUUUGAUCCAUCGGGUAAAGAUCUUGACAUCACGUCUCAGCGAAUAGCAGCUUCAAACCCUCUUCUCAAGGAUGCAUUUGUCGAGGCAUUGCUAGUGUCAGAAUAAGAGAGGUGUCAUUGAGAAUUGCAGAAACUUAUAAUCAGUCAAGUUACUUAAAAAUUUCUGAAGGCAUAGUGCCUGCCUGUAUUGAUUUAAUCACGACGGUUUUUGGAGCAUUGUUGGACCAAGCCCUUGAGCCAAAAAAAGAUGGAAUUAUUUGAUUGUUGUUCAAAAGCAACUUAUAGUAUAAAAAAUUACUCGACUUUUCAAGAAUCAUCCCAAACUGUUAUUGGAA